Messenger RNA from Camellia sinensis, 1297 nucleotides. The record is from RefSeq and is a predicted model, not a curated record. NCBI's taxonomy places the organism in Eukaryota, Viridiplantae, Streptophyta, Magnoliopsida, Ericales, Theaceae.
GUAAGAUGGGGAACGCAGUUAUAGAAGCAGUUGCUUCAAAAGGAAUUCAUCUUGUUCCUAUAUCAUUUUAGCAGAAGUAAUGAGUCUGGGAAAAUUGUGCAAGCGGGUGGAAAAGAGAUUCAGUUGUAUGGUCCUUCUGAAAGAGAAAGCAUUUUAACAUCUGCCUUUGAGGAGUGUCCAAACUUGAUGGUGGUGGACUACACAUUGCCUGCUUCAGUGAAUGAUAAUGCAGAGUUAUUGUAGAGUUGGGGUGCCCUUUGUAAUGGGUACUACUGGUGGAGACAGGGAGCGGUUGUAUAAGAUUGUAGAAGACUCAAAAGUUUAUGCUGUGAUCUCACCUCAAAUGGGAAAACAGGUUGCAGCAUUUCUUGCAUCAAUGGAAAUUAUGGCUGAGCAAUUUACCAGGGAAAGGCCCUUCCCUGGAUAUUUCCUAGAGGCGAUGGAGUCUUACCAAGCAAGCAAAUUGGACACGUCUGGAACUGCCGAGGCUGUCGUUGGAAGCUUUAAAAAGCUGGGAGUCUCCUUUGAAUUGGAUAAGAUACAACGAAUCCGUGAUCCAAAGCAACAAAUGGAGAUAGUGGGUGUGCCAGAGGAGCAUCUGUCUCAUCAUGCAUUCCAUUUGUAUCAUCUGACAUCACCCGAUCAAACUGUUUCUUUUGAGUUUCAGCAUAAUGUUUGUGGCAGCUCAAUGUAUGCUGAGGGUACUGUAGAUGCUAUAAUUUUCCUCUCUCAAAAGGUUCAGUCAAAAGCAGAAAAGCGGAUCUACAAUAUGAUUGAUGUCUUGCGGGAGGGCAACAUGCAAUGACAGUUGGGUUUUGUUUGUUUGCAGUGAUGGUUUUGAUUAUUGAGCUUCUACUUUUGUGGGCAGAACAGACUGGCGGAUCUGGUGGUCGAUAAUCGUUUGGACUUGGUAAAGGUUGUCGCGGCACCUGUAGCAGGACAGAGGACUUGUCGCCUAGUCUAGUAGGGUUUUUUUUUUUUUUUUUUUUUUGAAGUUUUUUUUUUUUGUCUAGUAGUUUUUUUUCUAUUAGUUGCGAUGCGAACAGGCCUGUAUGUAUGAGAUUAGUUGAGUAGUCUUGCUUUAGUUGUCUGCUAUAAGAUAACUAGUUUUGGGGCUUUCGACAUAAAAAAGCCUAUGUGGCUUGGCUUCGCUAUCGCUUUCCCACAUAAGGGACGAUAUCUUCACAUACAUUAGUGUCAGUUCAGUUGAUCCUUCUAAAUUCUGAAUCCCAUUUUGUAGCAUGCUCGUUUUUUUCAUUUAAUUAUAUAUUUUUUCUGUUAUGUUAAACUCUGAAAU